This is a messenger RNA of Prorocentrum cordatum, 2641 nucleotides long. NCBI's taxonomy places the organism in Eukaryota, Dinophyceae, Prorocentrales, Prorocentraceae. The record is from the annotation of a GenBank genome assembly.
CAAGCUGCUCAAGGGGUGUCCUGUCCGUGCGCCGCGCCAGCGCGCCGGGGACACCGAGGCGCCCCCCCGGGCGGCGGCCCGAUUCCAGCAGGCCAUGCCUGGAUUUCAUGGGCCUGGUUGCGGGUGCGCGCAUGAGGAAGACUUCACAGGCGUCGCUCAGCUGCUGCUCCCGUGGAUCGACGUUGAGAACGUCGUUGCCCUGAAUGAGGAUACGCCCAACACGGGCAAACGCGUUUUCCGCAUAUACGACGACAGGCUGGACGACGAGAAGCUGGUGGAGUGCCCCGAGGGCGAGGAGGAGCUGCUGGUGCAGGUGCCCUUCACUUCGCCGGUGAAGAUCACCGGGCUGACCGUCAUCGGCGGCGACCAGGGCCGCGCGCCCGCCAGGGUUGCCCUGUACACCAACAGAGAGGACCUGGACUUCUCGAGCGUCGACGACGUCUUGCCGAGCCAGGAGAUCGAUCUGGUGGAGGACUUCCACGGGGCGGUGCAGCACCCGACGCGCGUGACCCGCUUCGUGAACGUCACCCAGCUGGCGCUGCUCUUCCCCGCCCCGCUGGGCGGCGACCGCGUCAGAAUACACUGUGCAUGCGGCAUGGGGGUGGCCCCUGGCAUGGCCUGCCGUCGCCUGCCCCCGGACGUCGCCAAGGGGGCGAAGGGCCUAGCAGCUCCCGCUCUCCUCGUUGCGGCUCUGCUGUCGCUCCUCUACCUGGUGGCCAGGUAUCUGAACACGUACCAGGCUUGGUCUGUCCUGUGGAUGGCGGGGUGGUUCGUGGGCGUGUGGGCGGCCUUCGUGGCCGCGCGGGCCGUGCGGGAUCUCGUCGGCCUGGGUGGCUGGAGGGGCGCUGGACUGCGCAGGAGGCUGCGGCUCUGGGUGUACAUGGCGGGGAUGGCAGGCACGAGGAGCACCGGAGAGGUGGUGGACCUCGUGGUCACGUGUCUGUCGCUGGCCUCGUGCGCCAUGUACGUCCUCGAGACCUACAUGCCCUACCUCGCGAUAGACACCGGCUGGCUGGUGGCGGAGGCGGCAGUGUCCGUGGUGCUCUUGGUAGACUACCUCUUCCGCUUCUUUCUAGCCGCUGACGGCUUGAGGUACGUGUUCUCGUUUGUCAGUGUCGUCAACGUCCUGACCAUCGCGCCCGUGCUGGCCAACACGUGGUACCAUCUCAGCACGCCCGGGUCCAGCACUUGCGGGGGGACCGCCACCGCGGAUUCCCCCGCGGAACUCACCUAUUUCAGGCUCCUGAGGAUGCUCCGGGUCCUCAGAGUACUCAGAGCGCUCAACCUUUUGAGGAGCGCGCCCACAGAAGACCUGAGGCGCGAGGUGUUCACGCUGGUGGUGGACUGGCGGACUUCCGUGGGCAUUGUGUUCGCGUCUGCUGGCUUGUACCAAUGGCUGACGAACAGCGACCGUUGCUUCAGCUGUAGUUACAGAAACACCAUGUCAGACGAGAGUUACGACGACUACGUGGAGGUUGAUGAAUGCGUGCACUUCCACUGGGCUUUGUACUGGUGCACAAUAUCUGCCCUGAACCGGCCACGCUUGGAAAUGAACAAUGACCUCACCGUCUUGAUGGUGAUUUUCCUGGUCGCCAUCACAUGCGUCGUGAUCCCCCUCCAGCUAAGCAAGAUCUAUACAGUGAUGCAGCAAGGCAGCAAGUCUCAACGGGCAGAGUACAUUCCUAGCUCAAGUGAGGCAAGGCACGUCGUGUUCACGGGUCACUUGGAGCUCGCGGCGCUGAACAUGCUGUUGUACGAGUUUUUCCAUCCAGAUCGCUUCGAGCAGGCAGUUGCAGGACGUCGUUCUGCUCUUCCCGAACAGCCUCGACCACGGCGUGGAGGUGCUCCUGUCUCACCCGGAGUACGUGGGCCACGUGACCUACGUGCAGGGCUCCCCCCUGCGAGAGAGCGACCUGGUUCGGGCGGGGCUCCACGCGGCGACGGGCGUCAUCCUGCUGUCCAACAAGGAUCCGAGGCCGCGGAUCCCAGCUGGCACGACUCCGAGCUGGUGGCCUGUGCGCAGUCCAUGAAGGCUCUGUGGCUGAAGCUGGAGUCGAGGCGACCGCGCGAGGAUCUACAAUCCGUGCUCAGCCGGUACAGCCGCCCGCGCAUCUCGGCCACUGCUAAUGCCGGAGACGAAGCAGUAUCUCGUGGAGCUGCCAGGCUGGACCAGGGAGGACGUGGUCAUUGUCUGCAGCGAGUACGUGUCCUGGAUGCUCGGGAUGGCAACGCUGGCCAGGGGCAUGGCCACCGUGGUCUUCAACCUGACGAGCCACAGCGAGCGCCGCGAGCACCCCCCCGGGAGCUGGCACCAGCAGUACGAGGAGGGCGCCCACCAGGGCCUGUACUCCGUGAAGGUCCGACCGGGCCACGUGGUCGGGCUCGAUUUGAUGGCGGCCGCCCAAAGCUGGCGUGCCACGACGUCCUCUUGAUAGCCGUUGAGUCCCAAGACGGCGGCAGCCAUUCGGGCUUCCACCUGUUCCCCGGCCCGCUGGGCUUCGAGCUGCGUGAGGGCGACCGCCUCGUCUGCGUGGCGCGCAGCAACCUGAGGCUGCACGCCGCGGUCGAGGAGCUCCUGCACGCCCGGUCGAGAAGCUCGCUCAGGAUUGCGUCCGACCUGGCCACGAAGAGCAGCUCGCAG